CUCGCCUCGAAGGCAACUGCCGACUACGGCGCUCUCCACUUGGCCACCCGCACGCUUCAUCUGAUAAAGGAAGAGUGGUUUCAGUUUGACCUGCGGUGGGUCAUCUUUGCCGCCUGUUGAGCUCAACGUCGAACCAGAGGACCCAAACAUGGACUGGGAGGACGGACCGUUUGUUUUCCGAAUAAACGACAAUGGAAUUGGCCCUAAUCUUCUGCUCCAGGUAUGCCUCGAGCGUGGUUGGCGUGAGCACAGCGAGUGCGGCGUCAUAAAGGACAACUGGAACCUUUGGUGGCGGACGACCGGCUUCCCAAUGUCACACUAUAAGCAGCUCAAACCUUGGCAAUACACAAAUCAUAUUCCGAAAGGCUCGUCCAUCUGCCGAAAGGAUCAUCUGGCACGCUACUUGCGGUGCAUGAAAAAGGUGUAUGGCUCUAUCUUUGAUUUCAGUCCGCCAUGCUACCAGCUUCCACUUGAGUACACAAAAUUGCUGGCCGAGUGCAGCGGCAGCAAUAGAAGCAACGGCAGAGUCCGCUCGGGCUCUUUCCACUGCCUCGAACCACCAGAGGAAGACGUGGUUUGGAUUUGCAAACCUGUCGGCCAGAGCCAGGGACGCGGAAUUUUUCUUUUCAGGGAGUUCAGCGAUUUGAAUUACGCGUCGAGCGCCGUAGUGCAGAAAUACGUGACCAACCCGCUGUUGAUCGGCGGCUACAAAUUCGACCUGCGUCUUUACGCGUGCAUCCCGAGCUUCCGCCCGCUCUGCGUUUAUCUUUAUCGUGAGGGCCUGGUUCGAUUUGCGACGGAUAAAUUUUCAUUAGGCGAUUUGAACAAUCUCUUCAGACACUUGACCAACAGCUCGCUUAACAGACUCGGACCUGGGUACACCAGACAAAAGGAAAGAGUUGGAGCAGGUUGUAAAUGGAGCCUGAAGCAAUUGCGGCACUACCUCAAUCAGAACGGCGAAAACGACUGGCUUCUUUGGCAGAGAAUCGCUUCGAUCGUCGCUCUCACUGUUCUCGCUCAAAACGCAUCUUCGCCGCCGCCGCCCUCACCAAACUGCUUCGAAUUUUACGGAUUUGAUAUUCUCGUAGAUACUUCCUUGCGCCCUUGGUUACUAGAAGUCAAUUUGAGCCCCGCCCUUGGCGCUGAUAGUGACGUUGACGCCGCUGUUAAAAAACCAAUGCUGCACGACAUGUUCGACCUUCUGGGAAUGCCAGUGUCCCACACAGGCCUCUCCAUGUUCACCUCCUGGCAGCCUCCUCAAGAAGAUUCUACUUCCGAUUCGGAGGACUACACAAUUAAUUCUAAUUUGGGAAAUAGAUGGAUGCAAAGAAAAACCCGUAGCAGAACAAAAGGACAACCGCAGAGAUUUAACUCAGCUCGACCGCGACUGCAGAGGGCAAGGUCACUUUCCAUCCUGACUGGUGAGGACGAAACGGAGGGGCUUCCGUCGUCACGAUGGUCUAGGGAGGACGCAGGGCCUGUGAAAGUAGUACCAUCGUCUAGGUGGUCUAGACAGCCGCAGCCAAUGCCCCCUUCGUUUCAGAAUUCGACUGUCUGGGGAAAUGGCAGAGAUUGGAGGGAUGCGCCGGCUAAGGACGGCGAUUGGGUUCGAGUGUUUCCGAUAGGCUUCUCAUCAAAUGUUAAGAAAAAAGUUUCUUAUGUGGACCACGCCGCAGAAAUCAAGGCUGCGGUUGCCGACGUCCACCGUUUUACCAAAGCGGCUAAAGAGGCGGCCAAGCUUGUGGAAUUGGAAGCCGAGACAGGCAAAAACAGGGCUUGCUUCAAUGACAGAGUCUUCAAUGAAGCUUUCAGAGGCAUCAUGGGACCAGAAUACACUGGCGAAAUUUGGUUGCCACCAAAAUAAUGCACUAAUUAUUAUAACAGUAUCUAAUAUCUAAGUUUAAAUUAAUUUAAAUACCUGUGAUUUAAUAAACUAGAUCUCGCAUUACAACCGUCGGAAAAAGUCACAGCCGUUUUGACUGUUAUUGUUGAAUCGCUGUGAUUGUAAAGCGUAAUUUAAUAUGUAAGUGUGCUGAGUUGACGACAGUAGUGCAAAUAAAAUACAAGU
Messenger RNA from Neocloeon triangulifer, 2068 nucleotides. Its product is annotated as probable tubulin polyglutamylase TTLL2. The record is from RefSeq and is a predicted model, not a curated record. Gene Ontology annotation, biological process: protein polyglutamylation; microtubule cytoskeleton organization. The transcript has 12 exons. Gene Ontology annotation, cellular component: cilium. NCBI's taxonomy places the organism in Eukaryota, Metazoa, Arthropoda, Insecta, Ephemeroptera, Baetidae. Gene Ontology annotation, molecular function: tubulin binding; tubulin-glutamic acid ligase activity. The coding region runs from base 149 to 1864 and encodes 571 amino acids.